Messenger RNA from Gordionus sp. m RMFG-2023, 2802 nucleotides. Its product is annotated as AP-1 complex subunit beta-1-like. The transcript is spliced from 16 exons. NCBI's taxonomy places the organism in Eukaryota, Metazoa, Nematomorpha, Gordioida, Chordodea, Parachordodidae. The coding region runs from base 71 to 2326 and encodes 751 amino acids. Gene Ontology annotation, cellular component: membrane coat. Gene Ontology annotation, molecular function: clathrin binding. The record is from RefSeq and is a predicted model, not a curated record. Gene Ontology annotation, biological process: vesicle-mediated transport; intracellular protein transport.
UCUCAGCUUAGUUACACCGCCGAAAGGAGAAUUCUUUUUAAAACUAGAUUUUAUUUUCAAUCAAAAUUUAAUGACUGACUCAAAAUAUUUCACUACUACAAAAAAAGGAGAAAUAUUUGAAUUAAAAAAUGAGCUAAACAGUGAUAAAAAAGAAAAAAAGCGUGAGGCUGUAAAAAAAGUUAUAGCUAGUAUGACAGUAGGAAAGGAUGUCAGUGCCUUGUUUCCUGAUGUAGUUAAUUGCAUGCAAACUGAUAAUCUUGAACUGAAAAAAUUAGUAUAUCUUUAUCUUAUGAAUUAUGCUAAAAGUCAGCCUGACAUGGCAAUAAUGGCUGUUAAUACAUUUGUUAAGGACUGUGAAGACACAAACCCUUUAAUUAGGGCCCUUGCUGUCAGAACCAUGGGUUGUAUUAGAGUUGAUAAAAUAACUGAGUAUUUAUGUGAGCCUUUAAGAAAAUGCUUGAAGGAUGAAGACCCUUAUGUUAGAAAAACAGCAGCAGUUUGUGUUGCCAAGUUGCAUGAUAUUAAUCAUUCAUUAGUGCAAGAACAAGGUUUUUUAGAUUCUUUGCGGGAUUUAUUAUCAGAUCCUAAUCCUAUGGUUGUAGCCAAUGCAGUUGCUGCUCUUUGCGAAAUUGCAGAAAAUUCGCCCGAUCCACUUAAAAUUUUGAAUCUCAAUACCCAAUCUGUCAAUAAACUAUUGGCGGCUUUGAAUGAAUGCACUGAAUGGGGCCAAAUUUUUAUUUUGGAUUGUUUAGCUAAUUAUCAAGCAAAAGACGAAAAAGAAGCUCAAAGCAUAUGCGAAAGAGUUAGUCCUAGAUUAGCCCAUGCCAAUGCUGGGGUCGUAUUAUCCGCUGUCAAGGUAUUAAUGAAAUUCAUGGAGUCAUUGCAACAAAACAAUGAAUAUGUCAACUCUUUGAGCAAGAAAUUAGCACCUCCAUUGGUAACGCUGUUAUCAGCCGAGCCUGAAAUUCAAUAUGUUGCUCUGAGAAACAUCAAUUUGAUUGUUCAAAAAAGACCCGAUAUUCUGAAAAACGAAAUGAAAGUAUUUUUCGUGAAAUACAAUGACCCUAUAUAUGUUAAGCUGGAAAAACUUGAUAUCAUGAUCAGAUUGGCUAAUGAGAGUAAUAUAGCGCAAGUUCUAGCCGAGCUGAAAGAAUACGGAACCGAGGUCGACGUUGAUUUCGUACGGAAAUCUGUUCGAGCGAUAGGAAGAUGCGCUAUUAAGGUUGGACCUGCUGCCCAAAAAUGUGUUUCUACCUUACUCGAUUUGAUCCAAACUAAAGUUAAUUAUGUAGUUCAGGAGGCUAUCGUUGUUAUCAAGGAUAUUUUUCGUAAGUAUCCCAACAAAUAUGAAAGUAUUAUCUCUGUCUUGUGCGAAAAUUUAGACUCUUUGGACGAACCCGAAGCUAGAGCAUCAAUGAUAUGGAUUAUUGGUGAGUACGCCGAAAGAAUUGAUAAUGCUGACGAAUUAUUAGAUAGCUUUUUGGAUGGCUUUAAUGACGAGAAUACACAGGUUCAAUUACAAUUGUUGACCGCGAUUGUUAAAUUGUUUUUAAAAAAACCAUCUGAAACUCAAGAUCUGGUUCAGUCAGUGCUUACGCUUGCCACUCAACAUAGUGACAACCCAGAUCUCCGUGAUCGUGGGUACAUAUAUUGGCGUUUAUUGUCGACGGAUCCUGCAGCAGCGAAGCGCGUGGUGUUGGCGGAACGACCUUUGAUAAGCGAGGAUACUGACCUGCUCGAACCCUCGCUCCUCGACGAGUUGGUGACAACUCAGAUAGGUACCCUGGCAUCGGUUUAUCAUAAACCGCCUUCAGCUUUUCUUGAUCCGGCCGAUGUGGCCCAUGCUUUCAAGGCAGCCCCAGCUAAACCUCCCGCCAGCCAAUCGAAUCUUACCUCUAAUAUCAAUCUGGUUGGAGACUUGCUUGGCAAUGUUCCUGAGGAGAACAGUAGUCAGCAAAACAAAUCGAAUAAACGAGACGUUGUUAUACCAUCUGCCGAUAGCCUUCUUGGCGAUUUACUUACCUUGGAUCUAAGUUACGAUAUGAACCCAAGUAUGAACUUGCCACCUGCUUACAAUCGAACUAAUAACAGUAAUCUUAUCAAUACCAAUUACGGGAUGGGAACCGAUUCCUUCGGCAAUUUUGAUAAUCAAAAUAAUGGUCAACAGAUUAAAUCGAUUAAAAGGGACGUUGUCAUACCAUCUGCCAAUAGUCUUCUCGGCGAUUUGCUCACUUUGGAUCUGAGUAACGAUAUAAACCCAGGUAUCAUGGACUCCUCCACUUACAAUCGGACUAACAACAAUAAUCUUACCGAUUUUGGGUUUUAAUUAAAUUUUGUAAUGAUACUAAUUUACUCAUUUAUGUUAUACUAUAAUUUAUUCAUUAAAUAUAUUUAUAAAUUUAUAACAUUUAAUAUAAGAUAGUACAAAAAGAGAAGCAUAUAAAACUUUAUUCCAUUUUAAAUGAAUAAAUUUUAUUUCAUAAAUAACUUAAUUUUAGUCCGCCAAAAUGGGCUAGCUUUUUCUUCCCCUUAAUUCUUAUAAAUAAUUUAUUUUUAUCUUUUAGAAACUAAAACAUCUCGCCCUUCAUUCUUGUAAUUUUUAAAUUGUUUGUUUAAUAUUUAUAAAUAAUAAUUAUCACAAAUUUUUAUAAAUAAAUAUAAAUUCGCACAUACACCAUGUAAUUAUAUCAGUUGUAGAAUCAAUGUGUAUACUAGGCAUAUUCAAAAACCAAUUCUAAUCGAAUAGUGCAAAUCUAAUAAUUUACUAUUCGUUUGUAUAAUUAAAUCAUACUCAGAUAUAAC